AUGUCGUCCUGGCAGCUCCUCGACCCGGAGGAGGAAAACGAGAUUCACAAGUCGCGCCUAUUCAGCGUUGAAGAGCGGCCGUUCAAGCGCAUCACUAAGCGCCUCUCUACAAUCAAUGGCCUCGCCCAUUCCAAGAUCCGACAGACCGUCACACCGCCCCCCGACACCACAAACGCCAGCAAUGGUGAUCAAGCUCACCAAGGCGACGACGACGGUAGCAGCGGCGCUGACGCAGUCGACUUCACACAGCUGAAAGAAGACAUCACGUUCGACUUUGCGGCCUUCGACUACACCAUUGGCCGCCUGCAAUUCCUCCAGACUGCCAACGCCCAGCAGCGCGACAAGUACGCCGUUGAGCGCGGCGCCAUUCUCGACACAUGCGCGAAAGUCAAAGACAACACGGCUCAGCUGAGAGUCCAGCUUGCGGAGGCUCAGGCGACUCGAGCGCAGAGGCUUCAAUGGGACGCACUGGCCCGCAAGAUAAAUGACAACAAGGCUCUCCAGGAGAGGCCUAAGGCGACAGCAACGCUGGAAAAGCUGGAAGAGGAGUGCAGGCAGCUAGAGGCGGAGAGCGAGACAUAUGCUGUCACAUGGAGGGAAAGGAGGGAGCAAUUCAGUAGGAUCAUGGACGAGAGCAUGAGGUUGCGUCGGCUCAUCCGUGACGAGAAGGAAGAGGUUGAGCGGAGGGAGGGCAUGGACGAGGAUGGAAGCGGCGAAGGCGAAGGCGGUGCUGAUGGACACACGCCACGACCGGGCAGUGCGAGUGGUAAUGCGACACCACGGCCCGACGUUGCUGUGGCGUCGGCUGUGCCAAAGGGGCUCGGAGAGAACGGCGACUCGACACCACGGCCGAUGUCAGUGGGUGCACGAACGCCGAUGCGGGACAGUCCCGCCCCGGGUGCUAUGGACGGUCUCAAACCGAGGCCCGAAAUGUCUGGAAACCUGUCACAGGCUGGCAGUCGGUCGGGGAGCCGAGAGGCGUCACCUGCGAGAAGCGCCGAUCCCGAGGGACGCCAGCCGGAGGGCGAGGAUGUCGAGAUGGGCGACACACCUCGCGAUGAUAUCGCGUCAACCCCGCAGAUCACUAUCGAGGGCCAGAAUGUCGAGGACAAGAUGGACACGUCGUGA
This is a messenger RNA of Diaporthe amygdali, 1128 nucleotides long. Its product is annotated as tho complex subunit 7. The transcript has a single exon. Bases 1 to 1128 code for a protein of 375 amino acids. Gene Ontology annotation, cellular component: THO complex part of transcription export complex. Gene Ontology annotation, biological process: mRNA processing; mRNA export from nucleus. The record is from RefSeq and is a predicted model, not a curated record. NCBI's taxonomy places the organism in Eukaryota, Fungi, Ascomycota, Sordariomycetes, Diaporthales, Diaporthaceae.